AUGAAUAGUUUACGGUUAGUUGCCUUGUCACAUUCAGGCUAUAAAAACAUCGAUUAGAUAGAAAAUGAUUUAUUUUCCUAGCUGCACAAAAGCUGGUCAAUUUAUCCUCAAUUAAAAUCAACAAUUUGUAUACGAAUUGGCAUUUUCAUUUGCAGCUACAUAUAUAUUAGGUGUUACUGGCUUCAAUGAAAAUUCAUUUUUAUUGCCAAAUAGUUGGAAUAAAGUUAUCAACAUGACUAGCAAAAUAAUUGCAUUAGUUCUUAUUGUGUUUGUGUUUCAGUGCAUGGUAGAAAAUUCUCAGUGUACUAUAAUGAGUUGUAUCCCAUUAUCUGGCAUUACAGAAAAUGAAGCAGUGGCACUUUUACACCGAAAUUUAACUCAAAUUACACCAAAAAUCAAAUGUUUUGGAGCUUGUAUGGUAGAAGACUUGCAUUUAAUUGAUGGAUGCAACUUGAAAUAUGAAGAAGCUAAACUAAAUUUUGACUUGGAAGGACAAUCAAAUAUGACUUUUGCUUUGGAUGAAUGCAAGAAUAGUAUUCAUAGCAGUGAGCGCUGUGAGUGUGGGUAUGAAUUGUUUAAGUGUAUGGAUGAUGUUUUUAGCAAAAUGUAAAAUUUUUCAAACAGAAAAUAAAAAAAAAAUAUAUAUUAUUCAAAUCAAGAAUAUCACCCACAUA
Molecule: messenger RNA, 674 nt
Organism: Episyrphus balteatus (marmalade hoverfly)
Lineage: Eukaryota; Metazoa; Arthropoda; Insecta; Diptera; Syrphidae
Product: general odorant-binding protein 56d-like
Exons: 2
Coding region: 233-610 (125 amino acids)
Molecular function (GO): odorant binding
Source: RefSeq, a predicted model, not a curated record